AUGGGUCAAACUAGCGCGUGGGGUGGGGCGUGCACCGUUGACGUCAAUUUGGCGCGGUGGACGGUUUUUUUUACGUUGGCCUUGGACUUCCGCAAAAUGAAUAACUUUUCCUUGCAUUCGGGAUACAAUACACCGCUUCUACGAUAUUGGCAAUCUGCAUCUUGUACCGUUACUGGAGAUAAUCUUAUCUAUCCCAUAUUUAUUAGUUCCAAUGACAACGCAGUGGAUGAUAUACCUGGAUUACCCAAUCAGAAGUACUUGGGGCUAAAUCACCUAGUGGGACAGUUGGGGCCACUAGUCGAAAGGGGGCUCAAGUGUGUGCUCCUUUUUGGUGUAGUCGAUGGCUCGGUGAAGGAUGAAAGAGGUUCAGCGGCAGAUUAUGGCAAAAGCCCAGUGAUUGGUGCACUAAAGUUGCUGAGGGCCCAGCUACCCUCGCUCAUCCUCGCAUGUGAUGUGUGUUUGUGCGCCUACACCCAAACGCACCGCUGUUACAUUUCCAAUGCAUGUGGCGAAAUGGACAUCGAACAAACCAUAAGCAGGCUAUCCGAAAUAUCACUUAACUAUGCAAAAGCAGGAGCACACAUAAUUGCGCCUUCAGAUAUGUCAGAGGGUAGAAUAUUGGCAAUAAAGCAAAUACUCCAUAAGAAUGGUUUUUCGCGUCAAGUUUCGGUUAUGUCUUACGCUGCCAAAUUCGCCUCCACUUUUUAUGGGCCUUUCAGAACUGCAAUAGGUUCAGGCGAUGGGACCACCGACCGGAAGUCCUAUCAACUACCACCUGGUGCUGCGGGUCUUGCUGUUCGAACGGCGAUUCGCGAUGCCAAUGAAGGUGCCGAUAUCAUAAUGGUUAAACCGGGCAUAACUUACCUAGAUGUGAUCGCAAACCUUCGACGCGAGUUACCAUUUCAUCCAAUCGCUGCUUAUCACGUUUCUGGCGAGUAUGCUAUGUUGAUGGCUGCUGCAAAUGCUGGCUGGAUUGACUUAAAGUCAGCCGCACUCGAAAUUAUUCUUUCUCUCCGCCGAGCAGGGGCGUCCGUUAUUAUUACAUAUUUAACACCGUAUCUGCUGGACUUGGAUCUCAAGGAUGCAUUCUGCUAA
Echinococcus granulosus is the source of this 1095-nucleotide messenger RNA. RefSeq names its product Delta-aminolevulinic acid dehydratase. The record is from RefSeq and is a predicted model, not a curated record. The coding region runs from base 1 to 1095 and encodes 364 amino acids. The transcript is spliced from 10 exons. Gene Ontology annotation, cellular component: cytosol. Gene Ontology annotation, molecular function: porphobilinogen synthase activity; zinc ion binding. Gene Ontology annotation, biological process: heme biosynthetic process. NCBI's taxonomy places the organism in Eukaryota, Metazoa, Platyhelminthes, Cestoda, Cyclophyllidea, Taeniidae.